This is a messenger RNA of Letharia columbiana, 489 nucleotides long. RefSeq lists its product as uncharacterized. Lineage: Eukaryota; Fungi; Ascomycota; Lecanoromycetes; Lecanorales; Parmeliaceae. The record is from RefSeq and is a predicted model, not a curated record. The coding region runs from base 1 to 489 and encodes 162 amino acids. The transcript has a single exon.
AUGGCGGCUGCCCACAUGCAGCAAAGACCAUACCAACAACCAGUCUACCAUACUCCACAAUCCAAUUCUCCAGCAUCAGUCGCGUCAUCACAAAGUCAUGAUCAGCAUGGACGUAUGUACGCCCAAGCCCCCGCGCAGAUGCAACAGGUGUACGGCUACCCUCAAUAUCAAGUGCAACCGUCUUCAUACCCGCAACACCCCGGGCAGCAACAACAGCAGCAACAUCACAUGAUGGCCUCUCAACCUCUUCUUCCACAUCAACAAGCCCAGGCUCCCAUGGCGCACCAACCCUCCGCUCAGCAACCAGGGAUAACGAACAGUCCCCGACCUCAAACAAAACUCGAGCCUGGUAUACCGAGGCAGAUGGAUCCGGCCAGCCUGCAGAGAUCUCCAACCGGGCCGAUGGCCUCCAAUCACAAUGCGCCUACGGGCCCGUCUCAGAACGGAAAUGGAUUGCAUCCAGGUCAAAGUGGAGGAGGAGGGGAGUAA